GGGACUAGCGGGGAGCUCUGGCUCGGGGCGCAUCGGAAAAACCGCUUCACGCCCGGUGGAGCCAGCCCGCCGCUUCCUCCUGCCUCGCUCCGCCAGCGCCGAGACAUGUCCCAGCCGGGCCGAGGGAAACGGGGGCCCGCCGCCGCGCGGCCGCCGGGGCAUGGGGACAAGAAAAAAAGUGGAACAUCUUCUAGACCAGGAGAUAAAAAAGGAUCUGAAGCAGCAGAGAAGAAACCAGCCAGUGUUGGUGUCAGUCAGACACCUAAAACACAGAAAAGUGGAGUUGCUGCCACCACUAAGACACAGCCCUCUUCUGCAGAUGUAUCAAAAGCAUCCACUGCAAAGCCAUCUGAAGUAAAGGCUACUGCAAGCUAUAAGCAGACCAGCGGACAGCAGUCUCAUGGCAGGAAAAGAAACAAAACCAAGCCUGCACAAACAGCAAAAAUGGACCCUGAGAAAAUACCACAGUCAGCAAAGCCAGAUGACUCUCAAACUAAACACCCAACCAAGGAAAAGCAAAAGGAAUCUGGUGGGGCAAAAAGCCCAGGCAAAUCUUCUGUGGCAACAGGGUCCAAGCAAACUACUAUGGGAAGAGCUGCCACGGGUCCAACUAAUCAGCCAGCACAAGCCACAUCAAUAGAAGAAUCCAAGCAUAAAACUGAAAAUAAAUCCCUAGCUGGUGGGGCAGCUGCUGCAACUGCAGGUGCAGUUGGUGCCGUUGCUGCAGCUGGUUUGGUUGCUCCAGAUAAGCCAAGUGCUGAGAGUAAAGAAAGUAAACCAGCAGCCCCAACUGCUGAAGCUGCAACUACCGUGUCAUCUGAAAAGUCUGACAUUGAUGCAGCUUUAGAUAGCUUAAUAGAUACCCUUGGAGGACCUGAAGAAAAUGCACCCCCCUGCCCAGUGUACACUGGUCCAGAAGUUACGGAUCCAUUUUCUGCUGAGUAUUUGGAAGAACUGGGAAAGCGGGAAGGUAGUCUCCCUCCAGAGUACUUAAAGUUAUUGGAGGGUAAAGGAGAUGGCAAAGCUGCAAUCCCUCCAAAAAUAGAGGAAGAAUCUCUGAAACCAAUGACAGCUGAUGACAUUGCAGAUGCCCUGUCAUCUGACUUUACUUGCAGUGUUCCAUCUGCUGAGGAGAAGGUGACAACUCUGAAAGAGAAGCCAACAGAAGGAGAAAUUGUACAAGCAGAGGCAACAAGUUCAGUCAGGAGUUCAGCUCCUCCAAAGGAGAAGAAACCAAAAGCAAGAGAGGCUGCAAUUAGUGAUGAUGCGCUGGAAGCCCUUGCUGAUACCCUUGGUGCAUCAGAACCUGAACCUGAGCAAGACCUGAGCUCCAUUGUAGAGGUUGCAGAGCCAAAAGCCAAAGAGAAAAAAGAAGAAAAGGUUGGAGAACGUGAGGACACAAUCCCUCCUGAAUACAGAUUAAAACCAGCAUUGGAUAAAGAUGGAAAACCAUUAUUGCCAAAACCUGAUGAAAAGCCUAAGCCUUUGAGCGAUUCUGAGCUCGUUGAUAAAUUUUCGAAAGAAUUUGUCUGUCCAGCAGCACCUGCAGCACAGUCCAAACCAACUAAUCCCACUAAUGCAUCUGCCACCCCUGUGGUUUCGACCCCUGCAAAGACCCCUGAGGUUUCGACCCCUGCAAAGACCCCUGCGGUUUCGACCCCUGCAAAGACUACAAAGGAAGAAGUCCCGCGUGCUGCCAUGCGCACAGUGCAAUCUUCAGCUCCAUCAGCAACAACUUCAGUUGGCCAUGUGCCAGAUGAGGCAGUUGAAGCAUUGUCUGGUAGUCUAGGAAAGAGAGAACCUGACCCAGAAGAAAGUAAACCUGCUGUGGAUAAAGUGAAGGAGAAAGCCAAAGAAGAAGAACGAGAAAAACUGGGUGAAGAUGAAGAAACAAUCCCUCCUGACUACAGAUUAACUGAAGUCAAGGAUAAAGAUGGAAAACCACUCAUGCCAAAACCUCAAGAAAAACCUAAGCCCAUGAGUGAAAGUGAUCUCCUUGAUGCAUUGUCAGAGGGAUUUUCCUGUUCUGCAGCAACAACUGUACAGUCUGCACCAAUAACCACUUCAAAAGAAGCAAUGGAGGUUAAAAAAUCUUCUGCUGCACCUACUGAAGAUGCUGUUUCCUUUACUGCAGCUUCUGCAGUGCACUCAGCUGCUCCUCCACCUGCUCCUCAAGGUGGAAAGGAGCUAGACAAAGCCCUAGAUCUCCUCUCUGAUUCACUGGGACAAAGAGAGCCUGACCCUGAUGAAAACAAGCCCAUCGUAGAUAAAGUAAAGGAAAAGGCUACAUCUGAACACAUAGACAAACCUGGAGAAAGAGAUGAUACAAUUCCUCCCGAGUAUAGAGAGCUUUUGGACUCAAAUGAACAGGGUAAACCAGUAAAACCAAUGUCAAAAGAGGACGUGGAACCCAAAGAACCAAAGAAGCCUGCAGAUGAUUCUGCAGCUAUUGAUGCCCUGUCAGGGGACUUUGAUGCCUGCUCAAAACCACCUGCCAAACUACAACACUCAGAGUGUAGGACAAAAGUGGAAAGAAACCUACGACCACGAAAACCACCACAAAAGAUGACGGGAAACCUAGAGAUACCCAAAAGACGAAGGAGCAGUCCUCCAGCGGAAAAUCUGAGAGACAAAAAACAAGCUAAACGCUAACAUUAUUGGGUUAUUGGCAUAUAGUGUAAAAAGUCAUCUUUCUGCUGGUGAAUAAUUACUCCUGAAGAACAAAAGCUGAUGCAAAUGCAUGCAUUUAUUUUAGGUGGUUUUGUACAGUGGUAUUUGUUGGAGGUUUUACACACAUUUUUUUCCAGGAAUGGUUUCAAUUUGUUUUGUUUGUUUUCCUAGCCAAUCAUUUUAUUAUACCUUUUGAAACUUUUUUUUGUGGGUAAUUUUCUUAAGUUCUGAGGGGGAAAGGAUGCUUUAUAUUUGUAAGAAAUAUAUUUCAUAUGAACUUAAUAGCAAUGCCAAAAAAGUCUGCAAACUUUUGCACAUAAUCUCCACAUAGUGCCUGUAAAUCUCAGAAGAGUUCUCUAGAUAUGCGCAAACAUUAGUUUGUAACAUUGCAACGAAUGCAUUUAGGCAUUCUGGAAUGUAAUGGGUGUUUUUGGUUAUCCUCAGCCUUCUUAAGUUGGCUGUAUAAUGUAUAUCCUUGAGCAAAUUGCUGAUGAGAAAUCAUAGGUCAACCAUAGGCAUAUAAAAGAUGACAGAUUGAAAGAUGCAUCAUCUCAUCAUGGGCUUCUGCUAAUAAAUUAUCUAAAUUUUGAACAACGGCUGUACUGCCGCUUAAAAAAAUAUAUCAAACGUCGCAACAAGCACCUACAUUGUUAUCUGCUUUUUGUAUCAAGACUUUCAUGAACAAAGAUCUUAAUGCAACUCACCUUGCACUCAGGGCUAUAUCUUACUACAAGAUAGGGAAAGGAAGCCCAGGAGACUCAGCAAGGGUUAAAUAAAUAGGAAUUUGAGAUUAGCACAAGUGCAUUUCUGCAAUGGCACCCAGUUUCUACUUCUCUUUUUCUCCAUCAGCACUCCAAAAGUGACCACAGGAGCAAAUCAUAAGCUAAUGCUGCAUGGAGUGGCAUUAAUUUCCAUGAACUAGAUAUUGUAGGGCCUUCAGGGAAACAGGUAGCAAAGAGCAGCUGGACUCUAGUACCUGUGCUGCAGAGCUGAAGCUGACAGUGUCCUGUGAUCUGUGGAUGUGCUGAAUUUCCCAGUUUCUCUUGGUUUCUCCCUUUGUUCCUCAUGGCAGAGGGAAACGUAAUACUACAUGUCUGGUUCUUACUCGCACUGAGUAACUCUCAUGAAGAAUCUCAAUGACUUCUGUGGAUGGAGUGAGAUAGUGGUGGAGGCAGAAUAGUAAAGGAUAUGAAAAUCUGGUUCUGACUACCUACUGUUCCAGACAGCCUUCACCCAGAGAUUUAAUAUGGAGGAUAAUCAGAAUUCUGGCUGUACUUGACAGCCUGUAAAAUUCAUACUGUAUUUGACAGUCUGUAUUAAGAGCUUGUGUCACUAAUAAAGUUUUUAAAAUGGA
This is a messenger RNA of Alligator mississippiensis (American alligator), 4024 nucleotides long. RefSeq names its product calpastatin (gene CAST). Bases 106 to 2652 code for a protein of 848 amino acids. Gene Ontology annotation, molecular function: calcium-dependent cysteine-type endopeptidase inhibitor activity. Gene Ontology annotation, cellular component: cytoplasm. The record is from RefSeq and is a predicted model, not a curated record. NCBI's taxonomy places the organism in Eukaryota, Metazoa, Chordata, Crocodylia, Alligatoridae. The transcript is spliced from 32 exons.